Molecule: messenger RNA, 795 nt
Organism: Lasiosphaeria miniovina
Lineage: Eukaryota; Fungi; Ascomycota; Sordariomycetes; Sordariales; Lasiosphaeriaceae
Product: heterokaryon incompatibility protein-domain-containing protein
Exons: 2
Coding region: 1-795 (264 amino acids)
Source: RefSeq, a predicted model, not a curated record
AUGAGGCUUAUCAACUCAAGCACAUGCAAGCUCGAGGAGUUCUUCGAGCCUACUAUUCCUCCCUAUGCCAUCCUAUCUCACACGUGGGAAGCCGACGAAAUCACACUCCAAGAGUUUACACUAGCCCCUGGGAAUCAAAACAUUCUAUCCAAGCGCGGAUACGUCAAGGUCGCUGCUUCCUGUAGGGUCGCUGCCCUUCAGGGCUUUGCCUACAUUUGGGUGGACACGUGCUGCAUCGACAAGGCAAAUCCUGCCGACCUCUCGGAAUGCAUUAACUCCAUGUUCAAGUGGUACCAAGGCUCUGCUAUAUGCUAUGCGUACCUGUCCGACAUUGACUGGCAGCGUUCUGGGGGGCAGCAGUACGAUAACGAAGAACAAGCGUUCUCAAUGUGCAGGUGGUUCAAGCGCGGUUGGACCCUCCAGGAACUCAUUGCUCCCUCCAGUCUCCACUUCUACGAUGUGAAUUGGAACCGGAUCGGGUCCAAACGAUUACUGCGGUACUCGAUCUCUAAAGUCACCCGGAUUGACGAGGGCGUGCUCAAUAAUUCGGGUUUGCUCCACACUGUCCCCGCGGCCAGACGCUUGUCCUGGGCAGCUACCAGGAGCACUCAACGGAUCGAGGACCGAGCUUACUCGCUGCUCGGCAUCUUCGACGUCAACAUGCCAAUGCUGUACGGGGAGGGGGACAGGGCUUUUCUCCGGCUGCAGCACGAGAUUUUCGCACAGAACCCCGACCUUUCCAUUUUGUGCUGGGAUGCGAGCAACAUCUCCGACCACGCAUGCCGAACCAUCUGA